UCGUGCUGUAGUUAGAGAGUGGAUCGGCAGAGACACACACUCAAACCCUCGUCCUGUUGACGUUUCUUUGUUCAUCUGGUCGUGUUCUGUCUGUCUGUGGUGAGAUGCCAUGCGUCUGUCCAGAACUCAGCCGAAGUCCGCUCCAGAAUACCAGUGUCUCACCGACAUGGAGAGAAACAGCUGCAUGUCCAAUAACGUCUUUGAGUGGGCUCUGGAGGGCAACGCCCCGGCGCUGGAAGGUCACUCAGGUGAUCUGAGGGUGCAGGACGACGGCGGAGCCUCUCCGCUUCACUACGCCUCGUCCAAGGGCCACACCCGCGUCAUCACCCUGAUCCUACAGAUCGCCGGCCCACAGGAGCUGGACGUUGUGGAUGAUGAAGGAAACACACCCCUGCACUGGGCCGUUCAGCAGGAUCAGAGUGGAAGCUGUUCGGCUCUGCUGAGUCUCGGGGCGAAUCCCAACAUCCUGAACAAAGCGUCUCUCUCCCCCCUGCACCUCGCCGUCAGCCUCAGGCACAACCACAUUGUGGAACAACUGGUGACGCACAGUAAGACGGACGUGAACCUGGAGGGCGAUCUGGGAAACACGCCUUUCAUCCUGGCUGCGUCAGUGGACAACCACGAGGCGCUUCUCAUACUGUACAGGAAUGGCGCCAAUCUGUGCUGCCAAAACAAGCUGGGUCACUUCCCCAUCCACGCCGCCGCCUUCGCAGGAGCCAAGAGGUCCAUGGAAGUGGUUCUCCAAAAAGGAGAGGAGACAGGUGUGUGCGUAGAGAAACAUAUAAACUACGUGGACAAGUCCACCAGCAGUCCUCUUCACCUGGCUGUACGUGGAGGAAACCUGGAGGUCAUCAAGCUCUGCAUCGCUCACGGAGCCAAAAUCGACCAGCAGCAGUGUGAUAAGUCCACAGCUCUCCACUUCGCCUGCACUCAGGGAGCCGCGGAGGCCGUGAAGGUGAUGCUCCAGGCAUACGAGCGAGUGUGUGACAUCAUCAACAUCACAGACGGAGCGUUCCAAACACCGCUACAUAAGGCGGCCAUUUUUGACCAUCAUGAGCUUGUGGAGUAUCUGAUCUCACAGGGCGCUGACAUUGACUUCAUCGACUGUAAAGGCCACUCGCCACUGCUGCUAGCGACUAGUUGUGGUGCCUGGAGAUCCGUUAACCUGCUGCUCUCACAUGGUGCUGAUCUGAUGGUUAAAGACAAAGCUGGGUGUAACUUCCUCCAUCUGGCCAUCUUGCAGCCUCGAGGUCUGAAGAACCUUCCAGCAGAAGUUCUACAGCACGAGAGCGUGAGAGAGCUGCUGAAUGAUGAAGACGCAGAGGGUUGCACUCCUCUUCACUACGCCUGCAGGCUGGGGAUCCCUGACUCUGUGAAGAACAUGCUUGGCCUGGAGGUCUCACUCGACCAAAAGUCCAAGCAGAAGAAAUCAGCGCUUCACUUUGCAGCUGAGUAUGGGAGGAUCAACACGUGUCACCGGCUGCUGGAGACCAUGACAGACACUCGUCUGCUGAACGAGGGUGAUGAGAAGGGCAUGACACCAUUACACCUGGCUUCACGUGGUGGACAUGUUAAAGUGGUCGAGCUGCUCCUUAGAAAAGGUGCUUUGUUCCACAGUGAUUAUAAAGGCUGGUCGUGUCUACAUCAUGCCGCGGCUGAGGGCUACACGCAGACCAUGGACAGCUUACUCCUGUCCAACAUCAAACUCCUGGACAAAGCCGACGCAGACGGAAACACGGCACUGCACUUAGCCGCCCGAGCCGGACACGUUGCCGCUGUUCGCCUGCUGCUGUCCAGAGGAGCUCAGAUCCAGCUGAACCGCAGCGACGCUUCCUUCCUGCACGAGGCCAUUCACAAUGGGAGGCAGGACGUCACAAGCGCCGUGAUCGACAGCGACAGGUGCGAGGAGGCCAUCACAACAUUUAAAGUAACCUCUGCCAAACGCUGCCCUGUCCUGGACAUGAUCGAGUUUCUCCCUGAGUGCUUCAAGCAUCUCUUAGACACCUGCAUUAAAGAGUCAGAUGAAGACGUGAACUCCUGCGGCUACUACCUGGAGUAUAAUUUCCAGUGGCUUCAGCAGCCGAAACAGUACGCUAAGAAGAUGGAGAAAUCAGAGAUGGACAACAACUACAAACCCCUGGCUGCACUCAAUUCCAUGGUGGAGUUUAAUCGAGUCGAGCUUCUGACCCAUCCAGUGUGCAAAAAAUAUCUGGAAAUGAAAUGGCACGCGUACGGUGUGAAAGCUCACUUGCUCAACAUGACCAUAUACGCACUGGGGGUUUUCCCACUGACCUUCCUGAUCGUCAAUCUGCGGCCCAAUCUGAGCAUGGAGAAAAACAGCACGAGCAUCAACAUGCUCACCAAGACUCUCGACAAGCAAUGUUAUUUCAUCACAACCUGCAUGUUUCUGGUUCUCGCUAUGAAUUUAUACGCAGUCGGCAAAGAGUUAGCGCAGAUGUAUCAGCAGAGGUUUAAGUACCUGCGCGACCCGUCGAACAUAGCAGACUGGGCGUCGACCAUCUGCUCUCUGCUCUUCGUCAUUCCUCUCCUGCUGAACGUAAAAAGGUCGUGGCACUGGCAGGCCGGAGCUCUGGCAUCUCUUAACUCCUGGGUCAACCUGCUCCUCUACCUGCAGCGGUUCCAGAGGUUUGGAAUAUAUGUGGUGAUGUUUCGGGAGAUCUGUAAGACGCUGCUCAGCAUCAUUCUGAUAUUCUUCUACCUGAUCCUGGCAUUCGCGCUGACCUUCUACGCUCUAAUGAUUGAACAGAAACAUUUUGGUCGCCUGUUUCUGUCGCUGAUGCAAACGUUCGCCAUGAUGGCAGGAGAGAUCAACUACCAGGAAAACUUCUUGAAACCCUACAUGGGGAAACACCUUCCUUUCCCUGUGCUGACAUACUUUAUCUUCAUUUGGUUUGUGCUGCUCGUGCCGAUUCUGCUCAUGAAUCUGCUGAUUGGUUUGGCUGUGGGAGACAUUGCAGAGGUGAAGAACAACGCCUGUUUAAAACAGAUAGGGAUGCAGAUUGAACUUCACACUAACCUGGAGGAGCGUCUGCCGUACUGGUUCGUUAAAAGAGUCGACCAACUCUCUGUUAAGGAAUUUCCCAAUAAGUGCUACAACGGAAAGAGGUGGUUCGUCUGUGGAGGUGAAGUGAACAAAGUGAGAGCGAGGCUGAGCUCCAGCACACGGCAGUGCACACAGCUGGAGAGAGAACUCGCCAAACAGAAACACAGACUGAAGGAUCUCUCUGACUGCAUGGAGAAGCAGCACAACCUGCUAAAGCUGAUCGUGCAGAAGAUGGAGAUCAACUCCGAGGCGGAGGAGCGUGACGGCCCUCGCGUCCUGCACGACUUCACACACAGACUGAGCGCCCACAGCAAGUGGGGCCCGCUACUACGCGCUGUUACGGCCAAGAGGAAGUGACAUCACAACUCAGACACUGGGUUCAGACGGCGUGUUAAAGCUCCAGCUGAGCUGC
Clarias gariepinus (North African catfish) is the source of this 3476-nucleotide messenger RNA. It is a transcript of the gene trpa1a, whose product is annotated as transient receptor potential cation channel, subfamily A, member 1a. The record is from RefSeq and is a predicted model, not a curated record. The transcript is spliced from 27 exons. Gene Ontology annotation, cellular component: membrane. Bases 110 to 3421 code for a protein of 1103 amino acids. Gene Ontology annotation, biological process: monoatomic ion transport; transmembrane transport. NCBI's taxonomy places the organism in Eukaryota, Metazoa, Chordata, Actinopteri, Siluriformes, Clariidae. Gene Ontology annotation, molecular function: monoatomic ion channel activity; protein binding.